This is a messenger RNA of Chara braunii, 2422 nucleotides long. NCBI's taxonomy places the organism in Eukaryota, Viridiplantae, Streptophyta, Charophyceae, Charales, Characeae. The record is from the annotation of a GenBank genome assembly.
GUUAUGCCUUUUGGCCUUACAUAUGCCCCGACCACAUUCCAAGCGGCUAUGACAACAGAGUUCUGACACAUGCUGGAUAGAUUCGUACUCAUCUACCUCGACGAUAUCUUGGUGUACAACCGGAGUUUGGACGAGCAUGUGGAGCACCUGCACACCAUUUUGGAGCGGCUACGACAAGCCAAGUACAAAGCCAACCGCGACAAAUGCGAAUUCGCGCGGCAAGAGCUGGAGUACUUGGGACAUUAUGUGACGCCGCAAGGCAUCCGUCCGCUUGCGGACAAGAUCGAGGCCAUCUGCGUAUGGCCCGGGCCCACCAACACCACGAACGUUCAUUCAUUCAUGGGGUUGGUAGGCUACUAUCAACGCUUCAUCACCAGGUACUCAAGGAUUGCCGCACCUAUGAUGAGAUUACAAUCGCCAAAGGUGCCAUUCGUAUUAGAUGACGACGCACGCCGGUCAUUCCAAGCACUCGAGACGACCAUGCUCAUGGCACCCGUCCUGAGCAUCUAUGACCCCACACUGUCAACGAGAGUGACAAUCGAUGCCUCCGGCUAUGGCAUUGGGGCAGUCUUGGAACAACAUGACGGCGACGACUGGCACCAUGUGGAGUAUUUCAACCACAAAGUGCCUCCCAUCAAUUCACUGGAUGAUGCAAGGAAGGAGUUGCUCGCGUUCGUGAUGGCUCUCAAGCGAUGGCGACACUUCCUCCUUGGGCGUCCAGAUGCAUUCUCGCGAAGACCCGAUUUUUGCGCUAUGACACAUCAUGCCUUCGCAUUUGAUGAGGAACUCCAACGACACUUCAUCCGGGGUUAUGAGUCCGAUCCGGAUUUCGCCACGUUAUAUGCGCAGCUAUCUUCGGAUCACCCGCCGGCCAGCCAUUAUCACAUCGUUGACGGGUACUUGCUCCUCCACUCGAGAGGCAAGGACUUAUUGUGUCCCCCACGCGACCGUCGUCUUCGGACUCGCCUUCUCGGUGAGUACCAUGACUCGCAACGCGCCGGCCAUUUUGGAGUCAAUCGCACUAUUGCACGGCUUGGGCAACGAUUCCGAUGGUCUGACCUCAUUACCAAAGUCACUCGGUAUUGCGACUCUUGCGAAGUUUGCCGACGAAGCAAGCCCCGCAACCGCAAUCCCUAUGGCGAGUUGCGCCCGAUGCCUAUCCCACAGAAACCCGGCCUCUCCAUUGCCAUGGACGUCACCGGUCCGUUUCCCCACGACCGGCUCGUGCAGGACGACAUCCUCACGGUCGUUGACCGUUUGAGUAAGUAUGCGCGAUUUCUUCCUUGCAAGUACUACGCCACGGCUCCCGAACUUGCUCGCCACCUACACACCAGCUGGAUUUGCAGUCAUGGCGUGCCGGAAGACAUCGUCAGCGACCGCGACACUCACUUCAUGUCGGCAUUUUGGACUUCUCUCAUGCAGGAAUCCGGCACGAAGAUGAAACCAAGUUCGGCUCGGCAUCCACAAACGGACCGACAAACAGAGCGGACACAUCAAACCGCUCAAAUGAUGCUUCGUACGCUCAUCCGUUCGGAUCAGAAGGAUUGGGUUGACCGCCUCCCCGACAUCGAGUUCGCCUACAACACUUCGUUGCAUCCGACGAUCGGCGUAACUCCAUUCGAGUUGCACCACGGUGGCCGGAAAGGCCGUAUCUUCGCUGAUCUUCUCCUCCCACGAACAGCCGACAUAGACGCUGCUUGCUCCCCCGCUUCCGUUCGGAAGUACAGGGAAUUGCUGGCUCAAGCCCGAGCGAACAUGCAAAAGGCUCAAGUCCGCAUAAAGCAGCAAGCCAACAGGCAUCGCGUGCCAUGUCCCAUCCGCGCCGGUGAUCUGGUGUGGGUCUCCGCGGAAGAGUUUGCACUCGAACAGGAUGUUUCACGCAAACUGUUUCCCAAGUGCUUUGGACCAUGGCCUAUAACAUCAGCCGCGGGCGAUGAGCCCGAUGGCCCCUCAUUUGUGAUCAACAUUCCCCCACAUCUGACGGUCCAUCCAGUCUUUCACACCUCGAAGCUGGCAACAUACACACCAGCCAAGAGCGACGACUUCCCGGGCCGAAGAUCGCAAGAUCCUCCAUCUAUGAAUGGUCAUCAGGAGGUUGACCGCGUCAUAACGGAUCGCAAGUACGGCAGCAAGCCUCGACAGUACACAGUUACAUUCAAAGCAUGCGAUCCCGACGACACUCGCUGGAUUUCAGGAACAAAUUUGAAAGCAUCUGCACCGCUGAUCUACGCUCACUACAAGCGACAAAGGUUAGCUCAGGGAACUUCACGACCUGCCCCUCCCACCCGGACUGUGGUCCCUCCCUCAGACAGACAGCUUCGCCCUCGCAGGUAAGCUCGGUCUUUCACGGAGGGGGGUUGUGGCAUACUGCGCAGCCACACGGGCCUGCAGGGCCUGUCCCGCAGUCUCAGCCUAAAAGCCU